Messenger RNA from Chrysoperla carnea, 1696 nucleotides. RefSeq names its product transcriptional activator protein Pur-beta (gene Pur-alpha). Gene Ontology annotation, molecular function: purine-rich negative regulatory element binding; DNA-binding transcription factor activity, RNA polymerase II-specific; RNA polymerase II transcription regulatory region sequence-specific DNA binding. The transcript is spliced from 9 exons. The record is from RefSeq and is a predicted model, not a curated record. Gene Ontology annotation, cellular component: nucleus. Gene Ontology annotation, biological process: regulation of transcription by RNA polymerase II. The coding region runs from base 317 to 1696 and encodes 459 amino acids. NCBI's taxonomy places the organism in Eukaryota, Metazoa, Arthropoda, Insecta, Neuroptera, Chrysopidae.
AGUGUAUUAGGAAAUACACAGUUACAGAAUAACAAGGAACUUGCACGCAUAAAGACGUGCAGGUGUGAUUUUCAAAACGUCCCCAUCGUUGACACAUAAACAGUCAAAUAAAAUAAAGUUUAAAAUCAAAAUAGACGUAGUUGUUUAUGAAUAAAAUAUAACAAUGUUGUUUACGUGAUAUUUGUUUAUUUUGUAGUGUUGCGAAGGUGAUAUUCAGUAGUGUUGGUCGGUAUUGUCGGUCUCUAUAGACAAGCUGUGUGUUGAGUGAAAAUUUUGGUUUGGUGAGUGUAGUGAGAGGAAAGAGAAAGGGCAUAUAAUGUCGGAUUUGGGCAGUGGAGACGAAGGAAUGUCAGGCCAAAAAAUACAACAAAACAUGAAGAGCGGUGGAGCAGAUUUUGAUUCCGGCCAACAGGGGAUGCAUGGUGAAGAAGAGUUAGCAACUAAAAUGCUUCAAAUUCAAUCGAAACGAUUUUAUUUGGAUGUUAAACAAAAUAGACGUGGCAGAUUUAUAAAAGUAGCUGAGAUUGGUGCGGAUGGAAGACGUAGUCAAAUAUUUCUUGCCCUAUCUACUGCGGCGGAAUUUCGUGAUCACCUUUCCGAAUUCAGUGAUUUUUAUGCUUCAUUAGGUCCACCAAAUCCGGAUAAUGUUCCUGAAGAUGGAAAAUUACGAUCGGAAAUGAUGAUAAAAGAUAAUAGACGGUACUACCUCGAUUUAAAGGAAAACAGCCGCGGACGAUUUUUACGUGUUUCGCAAACAAUAACCCGAGGUGGUCCACGAUCACAGAUCGCAAUACCCGCACAGGGUAUGAUAGAAUUUCGAGAUGCACUCACCGACUUAUUAGACGAGUUUGGAACAGAUGAUGGAGGUUUUCGAGGUGAACUACCAGAAGGCAGACAUUUACGUGUAGAAAAUAAAAACUUUUACUUUGAUAUUGGACAAAAUAAUCGUGGAAUUUAUAUGCGCAUUAGUGAGGUUAAAAGUAAUUUCCGUACGGCUAUAACCGUACCAGAAAAAUCAUGGACACGUUUCCGUGAUAUUCUUGUAGAUUACUGUGAUAAGAUCAAACAAGCCGAGCAAGGUCAAGGAUCUGCUGGGAGUGGGCAACAAGGCGCUUCUGGAGGACAAAGUACUUCCGCCGGUGGAUCAGGGCAACAGAGAUCCUUAAAAACUGUUGGUAGAUCUCGUUCAUCAUCCUUGAAACCAAUCCGUAAACCACGAUCUAGCAAUAGAUAUUCCGUAAACAUGAAUUACGAAGUAAAACGUCGUCGACGAAUAUCCAAUGGUAAUAAAGAUCGGGGUAAUACCGAUCCGAGAAAAACCCGUUCCGCACCGUUAAAUAAACGGGAAAGUAGAAAAAAUUUAAAGAACGAAGAUAUACCAGGGAAAACAGAUCUUGGUGGUGGUGCUGGGAAACCAAAAACUGUUGCAUUUAAAAACUUAACAUCCGAUAUCAAAGAGUGUAGUAGUGAAAGUUAUGGACAAUUUGUUGAGAUUCGUAAGACGUCAAAUAAUACACAAUGUUCUAGUUCAUCGGCGUCAAGUAUUUCCCCCAAUUCAAGUGAAGUGAAAUUGGAAGAAAAUAUUAGUAAUAAAAAUGAUAAUAAGGACGAUAAUAAAAAUACCCAAAAACAAGAAAAGGUAGUGAACUUCGCUGAGAAUAUUAUUGAUAAAGAAGAAAUUGCAAUAUACGAUUAA